Molecule: messenger RNA, 387 nt
Organism: Rotaria sp. Silwood1
Lineage: Eukaryota; Metazoa; Rotifera; Eurotatoria; Philodinida; Philodinidae
Source: the annotation of a GenBank genome assembly
CAACAAUUAAAACAACAAUACCCUGAUAUACGUGUUUGUCAAGCAACUGCUUCGACUUUUGCUAAAAUUUUAUCUAUAUUUGCUUGUAUUGUUGAAGAUACAAUUCCAUCAAUUCCACAAACAUCAAAAAUAAAUUUUCCACCUAUUCUUGGAUCACCUCAACAAAUAAAAAAAUGUUUUGAAAGUAGCACAAAUGAUUCAAAGAAUGGAAAAGAUUCAAAUAAUAUUGAUAAUACAAAUUCAAUGACAUCAAGUAAAGAUUCAUCAACAACAUCAAAUAUAGACAAAGAUAGAAAAGUUAAUCGUACACAAUUAGGUGCUUUUGGACAUAAUCCAUCAAUGAUGAAAUUAUUCGAAUUACUACGUUCAUCAUAUCACAUACAUUAA